Ahaetulla prasina is the source of this 5705-nucleotide messenger RNA. Its product is annotated as very long-chain specific acyl-CoA dehydrogenase, mitochondrial-like. The coding region runs from base 1831 to 3849 and encodes 672 amino acids. Gene Ontology annotation, molecular function: flavin adenine dinucleotide binding; fatty-acyl-CoA binding; very-long-chain fatty acyl-CoA dehydrogenase activity. The record is from RefSeq and is a predicted model, not a curated record. The transcript is spliced from 19 exons. Lineage: Eukaryota; Metazoa; Chordata; Lepidosauria; Squamata; Colubridae.
UGAGCCUGUUCCUCCCCAUCCAGACCCGUACAGCUUCCAAGCACCGAGACAGCACUUCGACAGCUUCGUUGGGGUGGCCCGGGGUGGAAAAGUACAGCUGAGUGUCCUCAGCAUACAGCUGAUCGAUGGCUGGUAGGUACAUCCAUCUGUCUGUAGGUCCAGCUCACUUUGGUUUUGUUCCUUUCUGCUUUAAAGGUGAUGGUCAACCCUCCUGGCUCUCCCUUAUGUCUGCUCCUUCUCAGUGUUCCCAGGACCCAUCAGCCUGCUCCGCUCUGGCCUUUACACCAGUUUGGGGGAGGGAUAGCAGGAGAAGCACUGGAAAGGCUGAGAUCAUUUGCGGAGGCCAGGAAAAGGCAGUCGAUGAAUGAUGGCUGGUGUGCAGGUAGAGAGAGAGACUGAUAAAGGCUCCCAGCAAGGAGACUCAGGCUGCCUGGCUGUCAGCCCAUCAGGGUGGACAGGAGACAAAAUGGAGUUUAAGCUGAUGAUUUAUUUAAGAUCACUUACCUGGGGUUGCUCUGCAAAGAAAUCGGACCCAGCUGGAGUUUAGUGUUUAGUGGCUGAGGUGAGGUUGUACUGGGAUGCAAGGAGAACUGUGUUCCUCCUGUAACACACCAACAAUGGUUCCAGUAUGAUAAGGCCUUGCUGGCUCUUCCUGGCAGUCUAAUCGCGUAAGUGGAGAAGUGGAGGGUGCCCAUAUCUGCCAGACCAAGAGGGCUGAAACUCCUGAAGUGAAGCUGCUGCUUGCUGAAAACAGAAGAAAGUAUAUACAAGCAGGAUAAACCUAUAACUUGGAAGGGGAUGAGCCCACCCUGCUGUGGGGUCUGGGACCCUCUUUCCUCUGGUUGUGGGUCAGGCUGGCCCCCAGCUCACCAACCUCUCUCCCAGCUCUCUGGGCUGCCCAUGAGGCAGGCGCCUAACAGGGCACAAAGUGGCAAAGGGCAAUCUGGAUCCACAAGAGUCAGGAGACCGUCCUUCUGCACCCUGCUUUUUACGCACAGGAGGGAGGGCGGCUCUUACAGUCUGGCCUGACACCCACCACUCAGGAUCGCAGAUGGGUUUUGGGCAGGAGAACCGGAUUCCCCUUUGCUCACAGCUCUGCUGAUUUCGUCACACCAGGUCUGAUGGUCUUCCAAGUCUUCCCUGUAGCUGGUGGGAAGCUGAGCUGGGUGGGAAGGAAGAACAGCUGGUGGGAAGCUGUGCCGGGCGGGGGCAGAGCUGUCCUUGCUUAGAGGACCCCCCUCCCAAAGAAGACCACCAUGUGGAGAGAAGGCAAACUCAACAUAGUAGUAGUACAUUUUUUCACGAGGCGCUUGCUGUCACGAUUCUGACUGAUGAACCCAACCAACCCCCCCUCCCCUCCUUUCUCCUUUGGAGCCCUCCGUAGCGACUUCCAGGGACAGGUGAGCCGACAGGCAUGUUUCUUCCUUCGAAAAAGGCCUUGUCCAGUCAGGGAUGUUCCAGGCCCGAUUCUGGAUGACAUCACAGAACUUCAUCCCGCAGGGCCCAGUGAUGUCACACUGCGGAAGGCAGCCUGCUCCACAGGGCACAUUGGAGCCAACGGGUGCUGCUCUUCCUCGUGAAGUCCCCUUCCUGAUCUGGGCUGCCUUGAAGGGCUGACAGCCAGCGGCCUCACAGAGGCUGCUGCCGCUACUACUGUGGGGGAGAGCAUGGGGCAUGGGGUCAGGUCACCUCUGCCCCCUUCAGGCCUGCAGAAGAUAACUUGGAAAGGGGGCAGCUGGAGGUGCCUCUACAGAGAGACCCGCUGGCCUGGGGCCCCUUUCUCCCUUCCGGCAGCGACCUGCCUGGGCUUCUCCAAGCAGAGCAGAGAGGAUGAUGCGGCUGAUGCAGAGCAAGGUGACCUUGGACAGGUGGAGGCAGCUGUGGAGCAAGUCAACCGCCACGUCCGGGCUCAGGCUGCUGUCUCCUUCCUAUUUGGUGACCGACCAGAAAGUAAAAUAUUCUAGAAAUAUCAAGACGGUAGGUGGGUCAGGGCACAGAGGAGGGGUUCAAAGGGUGCUGCCAGGCAAGACCACUGACCAGCCCCUGGGUGCUCGAGGUGGCAGUGAACCUCCUGUCCUGGCAGCCUCUCUGUUGCCCUCAGCUCUCUCGCCGGAGCAGGCCCAGGUCUUGCAAGCCAUGGUGGAUCCCUGCGCCCGAUUCUUUGAGGAAGUCAACGACGCAGCUGCCAAUGAAGAGCUGGGCAGCAUCGAAGAGGAGACUUUGGCAGGCCUCAAGUCGAUGGGCUGCUUUGGGCUGCAGGUGCCGGAGGAGCUGGGGGGCAUUGGGCUGACCAACACCCAGUACGCUCGCAUGGUGGAAGUGGUUGGGAUGCAUGAUCUCGGCGUGGGCAUCACGCUUGGUGCCCACCAGUCUAUCGGCUUCAAGGGCAUCCUCCUCUUUGGAAACAAGAGCCAAAAGGAAAAAUACCUCCCCAGGCUGGCAUCUGGUCAGAAACCUUGGCAAGGCUGCCGCUGUCUCCCAGGAAGUCUCCCUUCUCUCAUCCCAGGUGAGGCAUACGCGGCCUUCUGCCUGACUGAACCGUCAAGUGGCUCAGAUGCAGCCUCCAUCCAGACAGUAGCUGAGCUCAGCCCCUGCGGGGGCUUCUACACACUCAAAGGAAGCAAGAUCUGGAUCAGCAAUGGGGGCACAGCCGAGGUUUUCACAGUGUUCGCCAAAACUCGCAUCAAGAAUGUCACCACGGGGGAGGAAACGGACAAGAUCUCGGCCUUCAUAGUGGAGCGAGCAUUUGGGGGGGUGAGCAGUGGUCCUCCGGAGCAGAAGAUGGGGAUCCAGUGCUCCAACACGGCCGAGGUGCACUUUGAGGAUGUGAAGGUGCCCACGGAGAACCUGCUGGGGGGGCUCGGCAGAGGCUUCCAGGUGGCCAUGCACAUCCUCAACAAUGGCCGCUUCGGCAUGGCUUCAGCACUGGCCGGCACCAUGCGCAGCGUCCUCCUCAAGGCGGUGGAUCAUGCGGCAGACCGGCAGCAGUUUGGAAAAGCAAUCAGCUGCUUUGGGGCCAUUCAAGAGAAACUGGCACACAUGGCCAUGUUGCUCUACGUGACUGAAGCCAUGGCCUAUGUGCUGAGUGCUAACAUGGACAUGAAGGUGCCUGACUACAAGCUGGAGGCGGCCAUCAGCAAGAUCUUUGCCUCCGAGGCAGCCUGGACUGUGACCGACGAAAGCAUCCAGAUCCUGGGUGGGAUGGGGUACAUGAAGGAGACGGGCGUGGAGAAAGUCAUGCGCGACUUGAGGAUCUUCCGCAUUUUCGAGGGCACCAACGACAUUCUCCGCUUGUUCGUGGCUCUGUCAGGCAUGGAGUAUGCCGGGCAGACCCUGAGAGGCCUGCGCAAGAACCUUUCCGACCCCCUGCUGCACAUGGGAGCCAUCUACAAGGAGGUGGUGAUGCGAGCGAAACGCAAAGUUGGGGUCCCCACUGGCCAGACACUGCAGGGCCUUGUCCAUCCAGAACUGGAAGACUGUGCUGCUCUGGUCACCAGAGCUGUGGAGCUGUUUGGAGAGACCAUUGAGAGUCUGCUCUUGAAGUACGGUGCAGAAGUGACGGACAAGCAGUUCCACCUGAGGCGCAUUGCAGACGCUGCCAUAGACACCUAUGCCAUGGCUGUGGCUUUAUCCAGAGCCAGCCGUGCCCUCUCCCUGGGCCAGCCCACUGCUCAGCAUGAGAAGCUUUUGUGCCAGACGUGGUGCCAGCAGGCCUUCCUGCGUGUGCAGGCAUCUCUGCGGGAAGCCAAAUCUGCCAGCUGGGAAGAGGUCUUCACCAGCAUGAAGCUGAUCUCAGACACCUUGGUGGAGCACAGAAGCACCGUGGCUUCCCAUCCCCUGGGCUUUUAAAGCUAGGGGUUUUGUUUAGCAUGGAACCAAAUAAAUGCUUAUAUUAUCCUUCUACUAAAGCAGUCUUCACAUGAUUUGCUGGUGUCUCUGCGCUCUUGUCGUUGUAUAUGGGCAGCUCUUCACAUCUGGAGACUGACUGACUGGCAUUCAACAUGCACAAAGCUGGUUCCCUUGCUCGACCCCCAAAGAAGUCUCAGUCCUGCCUCAAUUAGUAAAGUAGCACAUACUGGAGUCCCUGCUGAACUUUUUUUGGAUUAUGUGCUGUCAAGUUGGUGACGACUCUUAGCAACCACAUGGGUGGAUUUUCUCAGGAUAAUCAGUCCAUUAUCAACCCAGAAUGGGUUGAUCAACAAAUGUAUCAAAUUAGAACCAGCCUACGAACCUGUAAGGACUCGAAUCAAUCGAGUGACCAACCAGUGACAGCAUCCACAUCACUGACAGGUAGCUGCCUCACGUGAUGCCCCCAACCAGGGUUACCUCUCCCCCAGGUGACCUUUGCCUCAUGUGACCUCCAAUCAGGAUGACUUCUUCCCCAGGCAGUUUUUGCACCAUGUGACCUAUCAAUCCCAUGGUCAACCGAUCAUGUAACCAAACAAGAGCAUAUAAAAGCAGAGGAUAACUGAAACAAGACACUUUAACUGAAAUUCUGCUGUUCUCAGGGUCACCCAAGUAGUGUAAACAGGGCAGAAAACAUCCUGCAGCCAAAAAGGCUCCACACCCAUUUGCACCACUCAGAUGGCCCUGAGGACACAGAUAAGACCUCCAAGUGGUUAGAAGGUUAUGACUUAUUAUAUGGAUGGCAUGCGUAUUUAUUUUACUAAAAAAAAGUGGAUAGGGCUUUUAAGAGUCAUGUGUUGAGAAGUGCUCUUUUGCGGGUCUGGAAAAAAUAUUCUUAUAAACUAGACUGUAAGAUUCCUAUAUGGGUGAGCCCCAGACAUGCAAUAGAGAAUAUAAAUAUAGAACAGAAACAGGAAAUGAUUACUUAUAAAGAACUUUUGUAUGCUGAAGGAGGUAGCUUGCAAUUAAAAUCAUUACAGGUAUUAAAUGAAGAAGGGAGGAAUUAUACUUGGUUUCAAUAUGGGCAACUAAGUGCUAGAUGGAAAGAAGAUCAAAAAAUUGGUAUAAUGCAAAGGGAGGAAAAUUUAAUAAAGCAAAUUAGAAAUCAGACCCAGGAGCAUAUAAAGAGAUUGUAUAAUGUGUUGCUUGAAAUAGAUUCGGAAAAGGAUUUGGUAAAGGAUUGUAUGAUAAAAUGGGCACAGAAUAUUCAGGAACCAAUAAUGUUGGAAACAUGGGAGAAAAUCUGGGUUAGAAAUGUUAAGUUUACACAAGCACAGAAUUUAAGGGAAAAUUUUUAUAAGAUGUUUUAUAGAUGGCACUUAGAUCCUAAAAAAUUAUCAUGUAUGUAUCCUGAUAUCCAAGCGAAAUGUUGGAGAUGUGACUGUGAUGACGCUACAUAUUUUCAUAUUUGGUGGACUUGUAAGAAAAUUAAGGCCUUUUGGAUAAGAAUAUGGUGGAUUAUUCAAAAUGUCCUGAAGAAGAAGAUAAAGUUCCUGCCCCAAUUUUCCUUUUGGGAAUUAUAACGGAUUGCACAGUGACUGAGACUAAAUUGAUUUUGAACUUAAUAACAGCAGCAAGGCUGUUGAUUGGACAAUAUUGGAAGAAAAAAGAGUUACGGUACCUACAAUAGAAGAAUGGAUAUUGAAAGUUACUAACUUGGCUGAGAUGGCUAAAAUCUCAGCCUUCUUGAAAGACAAUAGAUAUUUAAUUGAAUGGAAAAAAUGGAUUAUUUACAAAACAGAUAUCAGAUUAAGAAAUAUCAGAUUGCCUUUGAAUAAUUAGGAAGUAUUAUUUUAUAU